GCAGGCGCGAGUUGAUGACGUCAGCCGCGCGGUCUCAAUCUGCUGGUGGAGUGUAAGUGUGAGAGUGACAGGGAGCCAGCAGGACAGUCAGAAAUAUAUCACAACAUGGAUGGGGAGAAGAAAAUGGUAGUUGUGGAAAAUUUUGUGGAAUAUCAUCUUUUCUUAGUGUCUGAAGAGCCCAGUGAUCCAGAGCAGCGCAAGCAAAUCCUUAAACAGUACAUAGAGCGCAUACUGGCUACGUUUGCACCUUUUUUAGCACCAUAUAUUUGGCAAAACCAACCAUUUAAUCUCCGAUAUAAAAGCAAAAAAGGUAAUACUCCAGCUCAUAUUGGAGGAAUAACCUACUUUGGGGAUAAUAUUGAGGACGAGUGGUUCAUUGUGUACCUUAUCCAAGAGAUUACCAAGCAAUUCCCAGAACUGGCAGCAAGGAUUGAGGACAAUGAUGGAGAGUUUUUGUUAAUAGAAGCUGCUGAUUUCCUGCCUAAAUGGCUAAAUCCAGAAAACAGUUCCAAUCGGGUUUUCUUUUACCAUGGAAAACUAUGCAUCAUCCCAUUGCGCCAGACUGAUGAAAAACGAAACCACUCAGCAACCAAUAUAGACCUAACGCAAGCUUUGGCAUUAUUAUCUGCCCAUUCAGACAAAUUCUUGGCUGCUGAUUCUGUUUCUAAAGCUGUCCGGAGGAGGCUAGAAGGGUACCCGGAUAAAAUUAAGGAUUCUCUGCACCGAGCCCAUUGCUUUGUUCCCGCUGGACUUGCAGCUGUUCUAAGAGAGCGUCCACAUCUGAUAUCCGCAGCCGUUCAAGCUUUUUAUCUCAGAGAUCCCAUUGACCUGAAAGCCUGUCGUGUUUUUCAUAAUUUUCCUUCUGAAACACGAGUCCUUACAUCAGUUACAUUCACAAAGUGUUUGUAUGCCCAGCUGAUGCAGCAGAAGUUCCAGCCAGACAGACGGAGUGGUUAUACACUUCCUGCCAUCUCACACCCUCAGUACAAAGCACAUGAACUGGGAAUGAAGCUGGCUCAUGGUUUUGAGAUUCUUUGUUCGAAAUGCCCCAGGCCUUCAUCAGACUCUAAACGAUGUCCCUUACAGAGUCCUCUCUGGACUGGAUUUUUAAACACCCUGAAGAAAAAUGAUUAUUUUAAGGGAGAAAUGGAGGGUUCUGCUUUGUAUUGUGAACUUCUUAAGAAGGCGGAAAUUUACUUCCAGCAAUCAGUGCUCAGGCCUGAAAGCUCUGUAACUGAGAGCCCUGGUGAACAAGUGCUGUGCCUGCUGAAUACACUACCCAUUAACAUAGAAGAAAUGAAGAGGAAUGAGGGGAAUCUGCCACCAGAUGAAGAUGACAGCUGGUUGAAUAUUUCUCCGGAAAAACUGGAGCAGAUCUUACAAGAGGCUGCAGGCCCCAUGGAAUCUGUUCCUGCUUCCGCUAUCAGUGAGCAGAAAUAUGAUUUAUCCGAAGUGACAGAGAGCAUGAAAGCAUUCAUAUCAAAAGUCUCAUCACAUGAAGGAGCAGAGGUACCAUGGGAAUUGCCUGAAACUCCAAUUACUUUUGAUCUAGACUCUUUUAAAAGAGCGUUGCAAAAAAUUCUGGGGUCUAGUCCAGAGGAGUUGGAUUCAGAUGAUCUAGACGAAGAAGAAGACUUUGAAUUGUUGGAUAGUGAUGAGGAAGAGGGAAUACCACCUACAUCUGAAGCUUUAGGCAGUCUGCGGUCCUACAUGGAUGUUAUGGAUCAAGAAUUGGCUCAGACAAAUAUUGGGCAAAGUUUCACAACAAAGACAAAGAGACAGUCUGCAGAGGCAGGGACCUCUACAACCGACCAAGUUAACUCGGAGGAAGACCUUUCUACUGAAGAACAAUGCUUUGCCCCAGUGGAUGUAGAUUUAAAUCUGGUGACAAAUCUGCUUGAAUCAUACAGUUCCCAGGCUGGACUAGCAGGCCCCGCAUCAAAUAUCUUACAGAGUAUGGGAGUCCAUCUACCUGACAAUACGGACCACAACACACCUGCAGACACUAUUCUGCACUGAUUGAUCUAAAUCAUAAACUGUAGGCAUAAUAUUUAAGAGUUUCAAGGUGAACAUUUUCCACAAUCAAGCUCAAAUGAAAAGCCCUUAUUUAUCACAUCUUAUCUCAAAUCAUACACCACAGUUUUAUUCACAACAAUGUAAACUUGUGAGACGAAACCGGUAAAAAGUCUUCAAACGUAUACUAUCCAAACUAAUUUUGUACGUUCCUAGAGGAUUUCAUCUUGGUUACCUGACCCCUAUGUGCGUUUCUUUUUAAGUGAUCCUAAAUCUGGUAAGAUUUAAAUACUAAGUUCCACACUGAGAAGAUUUGCAAGAUUCUCUUGGCUUAAUAUUGAAAUACACUUAGCUUUUAAAAUGAG
Pelobates fuscus (common spadefoot toad) is the source of this 2378-nucleotide messenger RNA. RefSeq names its product ecdysoneless cell cycle regulator (gene ECD). Bases 106 to 2019 code for a protein of 637 amino acids. Gene Ontology annotation, cellular component: nucleus. Lineage: Eukaryota; Metazoa; Chordata; Amphibia; Anura; Pelobatidae. The record is from RefSeq and is a predicted model, not a curated record. The transcript has 14 exons.